Messenger RNA from Monopterus albus (swamp eel), 1746 nucleotides. RefSeq names its product cell division cycle 20 homolog (gene cdc20). The transcript is spliced from 11 exons. Bases 128 to 1636 code for a protein of 502 amino acids. Gene Ontology annotation, cellular component: anaphase-promoting complex. The record is from RefSeq and is a predicted model, not a curated record. Gene Ontology annotation, biological process: positive regulation of anaphase-promoting complex-dependent catabolic process; anaphase-promoting complex-dependent catabolic process; positive regulation of ubiquitin protein ligase activity. Gene Ontology annotation, molecular function: anaphase-promoting complex binding; ubiquitin ligase activator activity; protein binding. Lineage: Eukaryota; Metazoa; Chordata; Actinopteri; Synbranchiformes; Synbranchidae.
UCAGACAUUUAAAUCGUGUGGCGUCAUGAUUACGAAUUUCAAAAUUUAGGAAGCAACGACAGAGAAAGACCAGUAUUUCAUUGUGCCCCACGUUUUCUGGAAGAGGUCGUGUGAAAACCUAGACAAGAUGGCGCAGUUUGGGUUUGAGAACGACAUCCACAGUAUCUUGAAACUAGACAUGCCAAUCACAAACGCUCCCAUGGCGAGGUGGCAGAGAAAAGCCAGCUCUUCAGACGCAUCCGCCUUGAGUGGCUUGUCACCUGGAAAAUCUGCUAAUGUGUCACUGAGCUCCUCAAAAACGCCAAGCAAAACACCAGGCAAAAAUAAAAAACAAACACCUUCUAAGAUAGGGGGUGACCGCUUUAUUCCCACGAGAAAUAACAAACAAAUGGAUGUGGCAAGUUUUCUGCUCUCAAAGGAGAAUGAGCCCAUGGACACAAAUGCAGCUGUGAACCCAGAAAGCCAGAAAGCCUGGUCUGUGUCACUGAAUGGAUACAACAUUGAAGAUGCAAAGAUUCUGCACCUUGGAGGAAAACCCCUGAAUGCACCAGAGGGCUAUCAAAACAACUUGAAAGUCCUCUACAGUCAGGUUACGACUCCUGCCUCCAUCAAAAAGACAAGAUACAUAUCUUCAACUCCUGACAGAAUCUUGGAUGCUCCUGAACUUCGGAAUGAUUUCUAUUUGAACCUGUUUGACUGGAGCAGCCAAAACAUGAUCGCUGUGGCCCUUUACAACAGUGUUUACUUGUGGGAUGCUUCUCGAGGGGAUAUCACUCUUCUCAUGACGAUGGCGUGUAACGAGGACUACAUCUGCUCACUGUCCUGGACUGCAGAAGGAAGCUACCUAGCUGUUGGCACCAGUGAUUGCAAAGUUCAGCUGUGGGAUGUCGAACGCCAGAAGCGUUUACGUAGUAUGACAAGCCACACAGCUAGAGUUUGUAGUCUGAGCUGGAAUGACCAUAUUCUUUCCAGUGGCUCCAGAUCAGGACAUAUUCAUCAUCAUGAUGUGAGGGUGGCAGACCAUCACAUCUUCACCCUCACUGGUCACUCACAGGAGGUGUGUGGCCUGAAGUGGUCCCCUGAUGGUCGAUACCUGGCAAGUGGAGGCAAUGACAACCUGGUGUGUGUAUGGUCCCGUGUGCAGGAGGGCAGCGGCGGCAGCAGCAGCAACCAGGUAGUGCACUGCUGGAGUGAACAUCAAGGAGCUGUCAAGGCUUUGGCCUGGUGUCCAUGGCAGCCGAAUAUCCUUGCAUCUGGAGGCGGUACCAGUGACCGUCACAUCCGUAUCUGGAAUGUAAACAGUGGCUCCUGCAUCAGUUCACAUGACACUCAGUCACAGAUCUCAUCUCUGGUGUUUGCCCCCAAUUACAAGGAGUUGGUCUCUGCCCAUGGCUAUGCCCACAACAAUGUUGUAAUCUGGAAGUACCCCUCUUUCACCAAAGUUGCAGAGCUCAACGGCCACGAGGACAGAGUUCUCAGUUUGACUCUGAGCCCAGACAAGUCCACAGUCGCAUCCGUUGCUGCAGAUGAGACUAUUCGCCUCUGGAAGAGCUUUGAAGAGGAUCCAGUUAAGAAGAAGGCCCAAGAGAGGAUGGUCAAAUCAACUAACGGUGUCAUUCAUCAAUCAAUUAGAUGACUUGCUUUUCUUUACUUUUGAGGCUUUUUUUGGUCUAUGAUUGAAUUUAUACAAAUGUUUUAUUUAAUCUACAAUAAAGACUUUCCAUCCAGUGUUUUAGGCAUAACUGA